CGGGUGCCACUGGGUUGAGGGAGAUUUGGCGCCAGUUUACUCCAUGUCGCAGAAGAGAAUACACGCAUUUUUCUACUCGCCAUUAUUACCGAUAUGAUGGAGUAAGUGGACCUCACGGCUGGCGCCCUGCGCGCAGUACAACGCAAUCAUGAUGGAGUUUAACACCACACCUUUGGUGGCCACACCAACAACUUUGAUAUCAAGAAGUGCAGAACAAACAGUUGGCUAUGGACAACAUGGACCUGUACACCAUGCCAUCCUCCCCCUCCCUCUUCCACAUGUUGGAGAGUGAGGAGGAUUUUCCCCUUGGGGCCAAGACCACAUCUUUCCUUCCUCCUGCCACUGCCUCAAAUGCAGCUGCCAGCAACACCACCACCACCACCGCUGCCAGCUAUGAUCUCCCAGAGUGGAUGGAGGGCCGAGAAAUCCUUGGACUGUCCGACAUGAUAGGCUUUCCACUGUCCCUUCAAGCCUCCUCACAUCAGGAAGGCACCAUCUUCCAACUGGACAAUGACAACUUGAGCCCUGCCAUCAAGCCUGAAGACAUGCUAGUACCUCUGUCUGAGCUGCAGCCUCCAAACAUCCCUGCCAUCAAUCAUCUUGGCCUCACUCCCCCUGCCACUCCUCCCCCUGCCCUCACUCCCCCUGCUACUCCUCCUCGUACCAUCACUCCCCCUGUCACUCCUCUUGUACCAACUCCCCAUGACAACCCUGUCUGUCCACCUCCAGCACGGGCCAACCCUCCAAUCCCGAAAAUCAUAAUUUGCCGUAAAGUCACCACUGCUGCUCCAAGGAGUAAACCUAUCCAGGUGAACUUUCAGGUAUUGCCAGCAAAACAUGUGCCACAGAUCACCAGUGCUUACCAGCUGUUGCCUGCAGCAUCCUCCCCCAGCCUGCAGUCCAAGAAGAGCCAUGAGACUCAGGUUGGUGCCAUGACCAUUGGAGGAGGCCAGGUGGAACAUCAGGUCAGUAACAUGGCCAUGGCACUGCCACAGGAUGCACCAAGAACACAGGCACCACAGACUUGUGAUGCUGAAGAGCUCAUUGAUGAAAUAGUGCAGAUGAUAAGCAGCGACAGCAGCACUGGUGGCUUCCAGGGCCUGGAGAAUGUGUCCUUUGAUGCUUCAACAAUGGAGGCUAGCAUGGAAGACCUCCUCUUCCAGCUGGAAGCCUCAGACUCAGUCACUACAUCCAUGGACUCAGAACCUGCUUCACCCUCCUCACUUUCCCCUGAAUUCUCCUCCUCUGUGCCUGUACCCUCAUCUCAACCCUCUGAGUCCUUCCCAGCACCCCUUUCUGUCCCACUUCCUUCUCAAUCUCCAUCUGACUUUGCUUCAUCCCCCAGCUCCUCUGAAGCUUCCUCACUACCCUCCCCUGCCUAUCUUCCUUCCCCAGUCCCCUCUGUGGGCUCCCUUUCCCCUGCCCCCUCCAGCAGUGAGUCUCUCUAUGAUGAGAGUGCAAGCUGUGAUGAUAUGAAGACCUUAGAGGAGGAAUGGAGUCCCCUGGAGGAAACACACUCUUACUCUCGGUCACAGCGCAAGGUAAGAUCAUCCCGCAGGGGUGGCGGUGCCAGAAAGACACCUUACCUAGAGGACCGCAAGGAACGCAAGAAGGAGCAGAACAAGCAGGCGGCUCUGCGCUACCGCCAGAAGAAGAAGCAGGAGGAGGACGACCUGAUAGAGAAGAUCCAAGCAGAGGAGGAGCGUCAGGAGAACCUUAAGUCUAAAUACUCUGGCCUGAAACAGGAACUGAGCUACUUGAAGAAGAUCAUGAGGGAAGUAUUCGUGGCUCGUGGCUUGCUCUCAGAGGAGGCAAUGAAGAAAGCUGCUCUGGAGAGGAAAAAAAGUAGUAAAUAAGUAAAAACAAAAUGUUUGGCUUGGCAGAUUAUUCUCAUCUUAACACCAAUGAAAGGAUUAAUAAAUAAGUGGAAUCCAACCCCAAGAUUAAUAGUAAGCUUGACAGGCUAAUGUAUCGUAAUGGCCAACACUCCACCUUAGUACAAAAUUGAAUUGGUGGCAGGAUGGUCGUAGCUAAUCCCUUACACACGUCUCUUGUCUUUGCUUGUCAUCAGCUUCUGUACACCUUGGGUUGAGUGUGGGGACUUAGAGCACAUCACCAGCCCAGAACUAGGAAUGCACCAGGUGUGUCCGCACAGUCAGCCUUCAGUGUGUAUAGACGCUGGGACAACAGGACGACGGGAGUGUGGCAAGGACAUUGACGCAUCUCGCUUUUUCCCAAUGUUCAUUUGUCAGUUCACACUGAGUUGCAAGGGAAGAUGUAGUUUUGGCCCCUGUCUGCACUUGUAGCUGUAAGGAGGGCCGAGUGGGCAGGACAGGGCACAGGUAAGUGUCCUGAGCUUAAUGAAUGCUCUUGUGAGCAGGAAGGUGCCAGGAUGUUGGUCUGUGCCUUGCCGUCCCUUGAGUCCCUCAUAUAGUUAUAGUUUAUGUAACCAAGUAGUGUCUGUGCUGAUAUUAGGGCGUGACAUAUACUAUGUUUUAUAUGGAUUAUUAUAUAGUUGUGGUUAUAAUUUCACUCUUCUGGUUUUGUCUCCUUUUCAAGUUUCACAAUAUGUAAUAAUUUAAUUUUUCUAAUGUCAUCUUUUCUUAGUAAACUGUCUGAACAAUAUUUUUUUAAGUAAACCAUAUCCACAAAA
Molecule: messenger RNA, 2653 nt
Organism: Portunus trituberculatus (swimming crab)
Lineage: Eukaryota; Metazoa; Arthropoda; Malacostraca; Decapoda; Portunidae
Product: flocculation protein FLO11-like
Exons: 3
Coding region: 228-1856 (542 amino acids)
Biological process (GO): regulation of transcription by RNA polymerase II
Cellular component (GO): nucleus
Molecular function (GO): RNA polymerase II transcription regulatory region sequence-specific DNA binding; DNA-binding transcription activator activity, RNA polymerase II-specific
Source: RefSeq, a predicted model, not a curated record